Messenger RNA from Octopus sinensis (East Asian common octopus), 3027 nucleotides. Its product is annotated as tyrosine-protein kinase SRK2. The record is from RefSeq and is a predicted model, not a curated record. The transcript is spliced from 9 exons. Lineage: Eukaryota; Metazoa; Mollusca; Cephalopoda; Octopoda; Octopodidae. Gene Ontology annotation, biological process: protein phosphorylation; cell differentiation; cell surface receptor protein tyrosine kinase signaling pathway. Gene Ontology annotation, molecular function: non-membrane spanning protein tyrosine kinase activity; signaling receptor binding; ATP binding. Bases 988 to 2640 code for a protein of 550 amino acids. Gene Ontology annotation, cellular component: extrinsic component of cytoplasmic side of plasma membrane.
AAAUAUAGUAAAAAGAAAGAAAGAGAAAUAAUAAAGAGAAAAAUUAGAGAAUGAGUGAGAGUAGUUAAAAGACAGUCUAUGAGUAGUUCUCCAGCCAAGCAGAUGGUUUUUGGCUGCUGUCUGAAUACAGAACCAAUUCAACACCAGAUUAAUGGUUUAAGUGAAGAAAAGGAUUUGCCGGAAUCUACCUACCUACCUACUUUAUAAAACUACCUAACAACAACAAACACACCGAGGGAGAAAUUGUGUAGAGCAAGUGCUUGUUACUAGCGGCCACAAGUGUUAUUGUGGCGGGGGAAAGAAAGAGUGAGAGAGAGAGGGAAAGAAAGAAAGAAAGAGAGAGAGAGUAGUAACCCUUUUUUUUUUUUUACCAUUAUUAUCGUCAUCAGUAGUCGUGGUAGAAAAGGAUAGUGCCUUUCCGUUUCGUGUUAGUAAGUACUAUGGCACGAACUAGUUUGGUGUGUGUCGUUGGGACGGUGUUGUGUAUAUCAGAGACUGGUGGAAUUAUUUCGUUAAAUGGUUUGUUAUUUUAACCUCUCACUGCACCCGUCACCAUUUACCAUAGUACACAGCUAUUGCUUACAUAAUCGCUUCUAUCACCUCCCCCUUUUUAGAAAGAGAGCGAGAGAGAGAGAGAGAGAGGAGAAACAAAACUAUCAUUUAGAUUCCACUAACUAUUUGUUUACGUUGAUGUUUCAUGCGAUUAACAACGGCAAGAUGAAGUGAAAAAGAGAUAGAAAGAGAUCACAAAAGUAUUUAAAAAUAAAGGAUAUUGUUGCAGACUUCUGGAAGUUUUAUUUCCAAUAAAUCUACAAAGUAGUUUAUUGAUACAAUUUACCAACCUUACAAACCCAUAUGGGAUUAACUUUAAUCCCUCAUUUAUCACUAACGUCUAUAAAAGCUACCGAUCCCAUUCGGAUAUAUUAUACACAUAUAUUUUCAAUCUGGAUAAUUAUACAAAUUUCUCUGUGUUGUCGUUUCUAAAACAUGACUGGUGACAUGUUCUGCAGAAAGAAAAAACACAAAGAAUGGCUAAAAAUGGCUAAAGCUGGCCAAUACACCUUAAAGGAGAAGAUACAAGAAGAAUUUUUGGAAUGUAAAAUUUGUUUUGAACCUUAUGUGAAACCCAAAGCCCUUCCUUGCUUGCAUUCAUUUUGUGCAGAAUGCCUAAAGGAUUAUGUUCGAAAAAAUCCUGACAAAAACGCUAUGCGUUUUUGCUGUCCAAUUUGCCGGAAGGAGAUACCAAUGCCACCUAGAGGCAUUGAUGACUUCCAAGACAAUUUCUGGCUUCUUAGCCUCUCUAAUUCUUUGGAAGAAGGCGAAGAUGAAUGCCGCACUUCUUGCAAUGGGAAAAAUGCACGUAGUAAUGUGUGGACAACUCAAAAAUGGAACCACCAAGCAAAAAAUGUAACUACAGCAUCAAACCCAUUGUAUCCACCCUCAUUCCAAGAACUAAAACUCCGUGGAUUUGAUUGGUAUUUUGGAAAAGUGAGUCGGAAUGCUUCUGAAGAAUGGCUUCUACAUCCUGGUCUUCAGAAAGGCUCUUUUCUUAUUCGCCAAGGAGAGGCUCUUCCAGACACAUACACAUUAUCAGUACGAGACUGUGAUGAACUUCGAGGAUAUUUGGUGAAGCAUUACAAGAUCCUCUCCAAGAAAAAUGGAGACAAUGAAAAAGAUCAUUACUACAUAACUGCAAAGAGAACAUUCAGCACACUUGAAGAACUUGUUAGUCAUUACUCAGUAGUGGCAGACGGGCUUUGUUGUAAACUAACUCAGAUCUGUGACAAACCUAGAUCGUUGCUUUGGGCAAUGGAUCGGGGCAAACCAGAUGAAUUCAUGACAACUAAAGACACAUUACAACUAGUCAAAAAGAUUGGAAGUGGGCAAUUUGCUGAAGUUUACUAUGCAAAAUGGAAUAACCAAGUUGAAGCCGCAGUGAAAAUGCAGAAAAAAGACUGUGUGACGACUGCUGCAUUUUUAGAUGAAGCUCAAAUUUUAAAAAGCAUACAACAUAACAACAUCGUCAAGCUACUGGCAGUUUGUAGUGAUGAACCUGUCUAUUUAGUAACUGAGUAUAUGGUAAACGGACGUCUUUCACAAUACCUUCGUGAAGGGAAAGGAAAGCAGCUAGGUUUGACUAGCUUACUUUGGAUAUCAGCACAGAUUGCUGGUGGGAUGGCAUAUAUGGAAACUGAAAAUUUCAUUCACAGAAACCUCGGAGCUCGUAAUAUAUUGGUCGGAGAUCAAAAUCUUGUGAAAAUUGCAGGGUUUGGAAUGAGUAAAGUUGCUGACGAUCCCGACUUCAAUUUUAGAAAAGGCCUUUUCUCAGGCCUGAAAAUGGCGGUGAAGUGGAUGGCUCCUGAGGUGUUAUUAUACAACAAAUACAGCACAAAAGCCGAUAUUUGGUCCUUUGGCAUUGUGCUGAUGGAAAUAUUUUCAUAUGGCAAAGAACCUUAUGACAGUAUGGGAAGCAAAGAGGCCUUUGAGAAAGUUCAGUCUGGCUACAGGAUGCCAUGUCCACAGUAUUGCCCUGCUGAGAUUUACAAUGUUGCCCUCACUUGUUGGAACAUUAAUGCACCAAGGCGACCCUCGUUUGACUUUCUGAACAGCUUUCUUCAUGAUUGCCACUCUACUUCCUGACCUGACCCCAAUUUUCUCACUUCAUCUUCUUCUUCUUUGUCUACUACUACUACAACAACAACAACAACAACAAUUACUACAACUACUACUACUACUACUACUACUACCUAUGCUGUUAAUUCUUAAAAUCUGGUGACCAAUGGACACAGGAACAGAUUAUCAACUCACACACAAGUACAAACACACAGCAGAGAUAUCUACAAACACAAUCUUCUUUUCCUUAAUCUUGUAGAAUUGUCACAGCCAGCCAGUAAGGCCUAGAAUAGAUAUGAGACUGAGCUAACAAACAGCCUAAGUAAACUUAACAGGAAAAACAGAAAAAAAAAAAACCCCAUCGUGGACCAACUUUAGUAGAGGGUCCUUGAAAUAAAUUAUACAAUUAUUUAA